Messenger RNA from Pecten maximus, 1931 nucleotides. RefSeq lists its product as uncharacterized. NCBI's taxonomy places the organism in Eukaryota, Metazoa, Mollusca, Bivalvia, Pectinida, Pectinidae. The transcript is spliced from 2 exons. The record is from RefSeq and is a predicted model, not a curated record. The coding region runs from base 179 to 676 and encodes 165 amino acids.
UUGGACUGGUUUGGUGUUGGAUUCAUAUAAAUGCAGCAUUAAACGGUUUUACAACCGGAAAUACAAUAGAUGGGAAUACUACCGAGUAUGGUCCUACGGAAGGUGGGGCAAAUGGGAUGGAGCGACUGAGCCAAAUAACUGCCCCGAUGACAGCUGUGUUGUUGUCACGUGUGAUGGAAUGAAAACAAAGAACUGCGGGGACACAUAUAGAGCCCUAUGUAGAAAAGAUGUUGGAACUACAACGCACAGAACAUUUCCAGCUGUGAUGACGUCGAACACCGUCACUACAAUAUACAAUACAGCUUCUGUUGGAAUAGAAUCUGACGCCCCGACAACCAGUCGAGGAACAACUGCCAAUAUCGGGUCGACAGAUCACGCCACUCCAACUUCUCCGUUUAAUAGUACAACUGUUUUAAGAAACAAUUGUUUCGUCAGGAGAAACAAGAUCAAACAUCUCAGUCUGGAGGAGUUGAAUUACGCCGUUCUGGAAUUAAAAACACUGCUCGCUGUAAAUAAAACCAAGUUAUCUUCUUAUCGAUGUAAACAUAUUAGUGUUUACGACCCCCGCCUCAGUAGUGUUGCCAUGGGAGGCGUGGCUAUAGCCAUUCUUACAGCGAUCAUCGGUAUGAUCUUAAUCCCGGAUAUGGUUGAUCUGGCAAGGUUCUUUUACAAAUGACAAGCACUUUUAACGGAUUGGUGGAAAUACGCAGUUUAUUAGUUCCAUAUUUCUCAGUUAUCUGGUUCCAUUUCCAACACAAGCGCUGGCAAAACAAGAAAUACCAAAUCCAAAAAGGGACAGAAUGUACAAUACCAGCAAGGAAGCAAUUAUUAAAAGAAAGGGCACUGAAAUGAAAAUUGAGCAUAUAGAAUGCAUUUCAUCUUGGUUGACCGCCGUUUAUAUUUUACAUUACUUUGCUAAAGCAUCAAAAGGUCCAAGAAAACAUAUCCUACCUUUUAUGCUGGCUCCGGUGCCUAACACACUUCUCUAAUUCUAGGCCUCGUAAGUAGUGUUAGGGAUACGAUAUAGGUGCUUAGCUUUUCUAGGACUAGUCAGUGAUAUUAUAGACAUUAUUCAGCUAUUUAGACCUUCUGGGACUUGUCAGUGAUGUUAGUGGUAUCAUACAGCUAUUUAGUCCUUCUGAAACUUGUCAGUGAUGUUAAUGGUAUCAUACAGCUGUUUUGUCCUUUGAGGACUCGUAAUCUAUGCUUGGGACACCAAACAGCUUGUCCGUCCUUUCAAGGAUUCUUCAGUGAUGUAAGGGACAAUAUACAGCUGUUUAAUCCUUCUAGGACUCGUCAGUGAUGUAAUGGACAUCAUAGAGCUGCUUUUAAGUCCUUCUAGAUUUAAGUCAUGAAAUCAUCAAAUUGAAUUCAAUUGAUAGAAUGCUGUCAAAAUGGGAAACAAAGAGAAAAAAGACGGGAGCAGCGUUUCAUGCUUUGUUGAUGUCACCUUCAAUAUUACGUGUAAAAUUACCUUUUUGAUGCAAAGACAUUUCCUUAAACGAAAUUGUUUCUUUGUUUUGAAAGUGAAAAUACUUUCCCGUUCUCGAGAGACGUAGGAUGAUGAAGACCAUUGGGAGUUGUGUGAUCCACACCGCCAGCUCUAUGUAAAUUGUUCGAAUCCCUCGUGCGAAAUGUUGUUCGGCCUUUGUUCGUGUAUAUGGUUAUAUUGUCAAUACCCUAAAUUGUGACUAAAAAAUUAAAUAUCUAGAUUCAAAAUCUAAAUCAAUUUUUUUUUUCAGAUUUGUUGACAAUUUGUAUUCAAAGAUAUUAACACCUGUAAUCUUAUAAUAAACUCAAAUAUUGUUUUGCUCCAAACCUGUUUGAUAAUCAACCUGCCUAAAUUAUUAACCAACGUCGAUAAAGAACUCACACAACUAAAUAAUUUACUAUAUUUUAUUACUAGUGACUCCUUCCCUUUAUUCGCUUGU